Eutrema salsugineum is the source of this 806-nucleotide messenger RNA. RefSeq lists its product as uncharacterized. Bases 222 to 647 code for a protein of 141 amino acids. The record is from RefSeq and is a predicted model, not a curated record. Lineage: Eukaryota; Viridiplantae; Streptophyta; Magnoliopsida; Brassicales; Brassicaceae. The transcript has 3 exons.
CUCUCUCUCUCUCUCUCUCUCUCUCUCUGUGGAACUGGGCUGCUUCGGUUUCCACCUUUUGUUUAUCUUGCUGAGUAAUCUCUGUGGUUGAUUCACGAUAAAGCUCAUAUUGCACUCAAGGUGUUUGAUCAAAUGCCUAGCUGAGACUCCAGGUCGAAAUAUUGGCAAUAACCGUGUUCUUCAUUGUUAGCUGCUGAGAAGACAAGUGAAGAUCUCCGAGUAUGUUGAGGAACGUGAUGCCUUGGAACAGAAGCGAUCACAAUGUAGUUGGAUUGAUAAUUAGGCAUUUUGCAACGAAACCGAAGCCGAAGAUGAAACCGAUCGAGCUCAACACACCACCAGAGCAAACACAGACGAUCACCCGAGUGAUCUUUGAUAUUUUGAAGGAACAUGGACCUCUCACCAUUGCUGAAACUUGGGAUCGUGUCAAGGAAGUGGGAUUAAGAGGGCUAACGAGCAAGCGUCACAUGAAGAUAAUACUAAGGUGGAUGAGAGAGAGACAGAAGCUGAAGCUAAUAUGUAACCAUGUUGGUCCUCACAAGCAGUUUUUGUACACUACUUGGUUCACUAAACACAACCCUUCUAAAUCACUUAAGUUGCCGGAAAAUCUCACUGGCAAAUCUUCCGGCAACCCUAAACUUCCAUGAGCCGACACCGUUUUUUUAAGACUUAGUCUCUUGAAAUCUUCGUUUUUACUUUAACGUAAUUAAAAUGUCUUUCUUUCUUGACAAGUUUCUCUCGAUGUUUAUGCUUCUAAACACUUUUAUUGUUACUUUCAUACAUUUAACUGUGACCCAUUGAUCACU